Molecule: messenger RNA, 7742 nt
Organism: Astyanax mexicanus (Mexican tetra)
Lineage: Eukaryota; Metazoa; Chordata; Actinopteri; Characiformes; Acestrorhamphidae
Gene: unc5b
Product: unc-5 netrin receptor B
Exons: 17
Coding region: 748-3570 (940 amino acids)
Biological process (GO): netrin-activated signaling pathway; anterior/posterior axon guidance
Cellular component (GO): membrane
Molecular function (GO): protein binding; netrin receptor activity
Source: RefSeq, a predicted model, not a curated record
CCAGCCUUCUCGCGGAGGGAGGUGCUCUGUGAUUGGCUGAGCGGGCAAUGGGAGUCCAGAAGCUGGCAUUUCAACUGUGUGUUCAAAGCCGCCGUGGUGCUGCUGUUUACAGCCUGACUUUCCGCGGUCCGCAGAAGACAGGACGCGCUCAGAGGAGGAUGGCGAGGCGCAGAUAACAGACAGACAGAGACUGACACAGCUGAGGAGGCUUAUAUACUGCUGCGAGCGCGAGUUUUUAGUUUUCUUGUUUCUUCUGCUGCGGACUCUGCUUGGAUACCGUAACUAGGUUAACUAACUAGCUGAAUAUGUUUAACCUGAGCUACGCUUUGUGUUUGUGUUUAUUAAGACUGUGAAGAAGUUUUGAAGGUGUUGAACUUCUUGUUCUCCUGUGUGUAUGAGCGUGUGUGUGUGUAUUUUAUAUGUGAGGAGCUGUCAAGUUCCUACUACAACCUUCUCACUGACUGAUCUCUGAUAGACAGACAGAUAGAUUAGCUGACUGGCACAGUUUCUCUCCGCGGGACUUCUGCUCGCUAACUCGGGUGUUUCUGCUGGCUCUGCUCGCUGGUGAAAAGUUGGAUGAGACUGGCUGGGUUCAGAGCGGCAGAACUCUGCUCUGUUUGCCCGUUUUCUGAGGAGAAUAUCACGGCUUCAGCAGCAAAGGGUCUGGAAGGGCGAUUUCUGACUUCAGCGGCGACUUCGUCGGUCGAGAGCUCCAGGGGCGUUUUGGCAGCAGCGUGACCGAGAAAGAUGCUCUCUGUGCGGAUACGCCGCGAACAGCCUCCCGCUCCUCUGCUCGCUCUGGUGCUCGUGUGUGGGAGCUUCGUGUACGGCGCAGAUGGCAGUGACUACAGCGAGGUUCUACCCGACUCCUUCCCUUCCGCGCCGGCCGAGCCUCUGCCGGAGUUCCAGAGUGAGCCAGAGGACGCCUUCAUUGUAAAAAACAGACCAGUGAAACUCUCCUGCAAGGCAGCUCCUGCCACCCAGAUUUACUUCAAAUGCAACGGCGAGUGGGUCAACCAGAACGACCACGUCACCAGGGAGAGCCUGGACCAGAUCACAGGUCUGGUGGUGCGCGAGGUGGACAUCUCCGUGUCCAGGACUCAGGUCGAGGAGCUCUUUGGCCUGGAGGAUUAUUGGUGCCAGUGCGUGGCCUGGAGCUCCGCGGGCACCACCAAGAGCCGGCGUGCUUAUGUCCGCAUCGCAUACCUGCGGAAGAACUUUGAGCAGGAGCCGCUCGGCAGGGAGGUGCGUCUGGAACAGGAAGUCCUGCUGCAGUGCCGCCCACCAGAGGGCAUCCCACCUGCCGAGGUGGAAUGGCUGAAGAAUGAGGAUCUCAUUGAUCCUACGCAGGACUCCAACUUCCUCAUGACGGUCGACCAUGACCUCAUCAUCAAGCAGGCUCGCCUCUCUGACACGGCUAACUAUACCUGCGUGGCCCGAAACGUGGUUGCCAAGCGACGCAGCAGCACUGCCACACUCAUUGUCUACGUGAGUGGUGGCUGGUCAUCCUGGACAGAGUGGUCAGAGUGCAAUGCUCGUUGUGGCCGUGGCUGGCAGCGCCGGACGCGUAGCUGCACCAAUCCUGCACCGCUUAACGGAGGCGCUUUUUGCGAGGGUCCGCCCUUUCAAAGAGUCACCUGUACCACCCUCUGUCCAGUGGACGGAGGCUGGACAGAGUGGGCCAAGUGGUCCGCAUGUGGCACCGAGUGCACACACUGGAGAAGCCGUGAGUGCCAGGCCCCCCCACCACGUAACGGAGGACGCCACUGUAUCGGCAGCAUAAUGGAGAGCAAGAACUGCACAGAGGGACUGUGUGCCCGCAAUAAAAAGAUUUCUAUUGAACAUACGACUCAUCCGCUGGACUCCGGUGCAGGAGUGGCGGUGUACGCAGGCCUAGUGGGGGCCCUGUUGCUGUGUGUGAUCCUCGUGCUGUGUGUGGGUAUCCUGGCCUACCGCCGCAGCUGCAGCCAUCUUCACGGUGACAUCACCGACUCCUCAUCCGCCCUAACCGCAGCCUUCCACCCCGGCAACUACAAACCCCCAAGACAGGAUAACCCUCAUCUGCUGCAUCCCUCAGCUCCCCCCGACCUGACGGCCAGCGCCGGGACCUUCCGCGGGCCGCUUUUCUCCUCUCUGCAGCAGAGCACCUUGGACUCCCACCACAAAAUCCCCAUGACCAACUCUCCCCUGCUGGACCCUCUGCCUGGCUUGAAGAUAAAGGUGUACGACUCCUCCACCAUGUCCUCCGUGGAGCUGCCCGCUGGCCCGGGCUCCAGCGAUGGAGAAAUCAUGAGCUUAAAAACAGUGGGCAGCGGGACCCGAGAUCACUACGGACACACUCUCCCCGGAGAGCCGGGACACAGUGCCAGCGCCACACUGGGCUGCCUGGGAGGACGCCUUGCAAUCCCAAACACAGGUGUGAGCUUAUUGGUUCCUCCAGGAACCAUUCCUCAGGGGAAGUUCUACGAGAUGUAUCUCAUCAUCAACAAAUGGGAGAAGACGACAUUGCCGUCUGAGGGCGGUCAGACAGUGCUGAGUCCAGUGGUGAGCUGUGGGCCUUCAGGAAUGCUGCUGAGCCGCCCAGUCAUCCUCACCCUGCCCCACUGCGCCCAGCUGGAGCCCCCCGACUGGAGCCUUACCCUGAAGACGCAGACUAACCAAGCCUGGGAGGAGGUAUUGACGGUGGGGGAGGAGAGUCUGUCAUCGCCGUGUUACCUGCAGGUGGAAGAGCAGAACUGCCACGUACUGAUGGAGCAGUUAGGCACCUAUGGGCUGGUGGGUCAGUCAGUUCCACCUCAGCCUGCCUGUAAGAGGCUGCAGCUGGCUCUGUUUGCCCCUCGAGCCCCCUGCCUCUCUCUGGACUACAGUCUGAGAGUCUACUGUAUACAUGACACUCCUCAUGCACUAAAGGAAGUGUUAGAGUUGGAGCGGAGUCUUGGUGGGGUGUUGCUGGAGGACCCUAAGCCCCUCCUCUUUAAAGACAGUUACCACAACUUACGGCUGUCAAUCCAUGACAUCCCACACUCGCACUGGAGGAGCAAACUUCUUGCCAAGUAUCAGGAAAUUCCAUUCUACCAUAUCUGGAGUGGAAGCCAGCGGCCCCUGCACUGCACCUUCAGCCUGGAGAGAGGCAGCCUGGCAGUGUCCCAGCUCAGCUGCAAAAUCUGUGUCAGACAGGUGGAGGGAGAGGGUCAGAUAUUCCAGCUGCACACUGACAUUCAGGAGACAUUACCCCCCCAUUCGCCGCUGCCUGCAGGAGGAACGUGUCUGCCCUCCUCUCAGGUGGGCCCUUAUGCCUUCCGCCUGCCAGCCUCCAUCCGCCAAAAGAUAUGUGCCAGCCUGGAUGCCCCCAGUGCCCGCGGCUGUGACUGGAGACUGCUUGCACACAGCUUGGGCUUUGACAGGUACCUGAACUACUUUGCGACGAAACCCAGCCCCACAGGUGUGCUGCUGGACCUGUGGGAAGCCUGUCACCAGGGUGACGCAGACCUGGUCUCCCUGGCGACCGCUCUUGAAGAGAUGGGCAAGAGUGAGGUCUUAGUUGUCAUGACGACAGAUGGGGAUUGCUGAUUGGGUAAUCAGAAAGCAUGAGAAGGAGAGAAAUUCGUCAGCGUGAAGAAAAGCAAGCAUUAAUGCCAUGCCAGUGGAUGGAUGGGCAGGAGGAGCCUACAAGAAUCCAGUGCACAACCACUGUUCCCCCAACCACUACAACACUACACACUACAAUGACUUGCCUAUAUUACCUCAACCCCAGUGUGUGUGUGUGUGUGUGUGUGUGUGUGUGUGUGUGUGUGUGUGUGUGUGUGUGUGUGUGGACAGAACCCCAGUGGAUACCGACGACACCGUGCCAGAGCACAUGAGGCUGGCUGCCACUGGCUGAAUGAUUCCCCAGUCACUCCUAAUCUCUCCCAGUCUAACUUACACACUCUGCUGUGCUCAGCUGUAGCAAAUGGAGUCACUCCAUUGGCCACCAGUGGUAAACCAGUGGUGGAAUCUGUGGUGUUAUUGGGAGAUGAUUGAGAAGAUUUUUUUUGUUCCUUCAUUUCUUUCAUUCAUUCAAUUCUGAUGCCUGCAGAAAGCAUAGAUAUGAGCGUACAUAUGAUCAUCACAAGGAAGCUCUCCCAUCCACCCACUCCUAAUUUUCCAGGAAUAAUAUUUUUUCUUAAGACCCCACCCCCCCAUUUUCACACUCACUCAAUCCCUUACUCCCUCCCUCACUCACUCAAUCACUCACUCCCUUACUCUCAGAUAGAUGUAGGUACUGGAAAUGCAGUGUGAAAGUGCAUGAUUAAAUAUCACCCAAGCUUUGUUUGCUAUCUAGUGGAUAUCACUGGAUGCUUAAAAACCCUUUUCGAAUGGGAUUAAUUUUACAUAGGGAAGUGGGGUAAAGUUCUUAAACUACAGUACCUUACUACAGAAAUUGUACAAAUUAUUCACACAUGACAAGAAUUCUCACUUUUGUUGACCGAGGUGGGAGUAGCUACUCGAUUUAUGCACUGCCAUUACCUUUAAAACAAUGUCAUGAUAUGCAAUCAUGCAACUAUUACUUAUUAUAAUAAUUUUAUUUGAAAAUUAGCAGCAAUUAGCAUGUUUAUAACACAUACAGCAAGUAGGUUAUAAGCUACUCUACACAAUAAUUUGCACAAUAAAGUUUUCAGAAGCUUCACGCUUGAGAUUUAUACGUCUGGAAUGGCCCGAGGUAUCCACGCCAAUUUACUACGAUACCAAAUACCCUCAAGCUCCUCUUAAAAAGCUGUAAAAAAUCCUUUUCCACAGUAUUUGAUGGAAAAUUUACUCACACAUUUUAAUUCACACUGGAAUAAUAUAACCUGAGGUUAUUUAAAUGGAUCUUAUUAUAGAAGAUAAACGGCGCAGGAAUUUUUACUGGCGUGGGAGUGCACAAUACGAGAAAAAAUACAGAUAUAGUGUAUUUGCACAGAGCUUAAAUUAUUGAUGAUGUCCAGUAAUAAUUACUUUACCCCACCUCUCCAGGUAAAACUAAUUCUAGCAAGCCUCACAUGCAAAGAAUAUGUCCUUACAGUUACAGUUGCCAGUACACAGAAUACUAUGUUAAACUAAGCCAAACUACUCAUCCAGCAAUACAAAAACCGAGGCCUGCAACAGAUCCUGUCUGGGUUUUUCCGUCACUUUCCUUUACAGCCUCCUGAGCACCGCCAGCAGUGAACCUGACAGUACCCUCUGUACGUCUGUUUGCUAUAAUCCUUGGCAUGUUUGCAGAAUCCUUGGAUUAGCGUCUGACAGAAGCGUCUCUGCGAGCGGACCACAUUGUAUUUACUGGAUUUCUCAUUUCCUCCUUCGACCUUCUUCUUCUAUGAACCAUAGUAUCUUGGUUGCUCUUAAUUACAUCUUCUCUUCAGUCCAUCUUAUAUAAUGCAGAAGAGCUUUCCCACAAAAAGUUUCCUAUAGGGAACGCACUUUUUUAAGUUAUUGUCCAUAUUAGUGGAUCGCUGUUUCUUUUACUCUCUCCUCGUCUGUCUCUGUUACCUGCUGUUAUGUUCAUGACUGUUCAUAAAAAUAGACUCUCUGUUUUUUUAUCUGUGUUCUGCUGCUCUGCUGUCAUGUUAAGUUUCUAUUGGCAGGCAGAUCUGAUUAGCAGGGCGUGGCUUUAAUGUGCUUGAAGAAUUUCUAUGGAGCUUAAAAAAAAACAAAAGCAUUACAUUUACAUGGUGUUUCAUAUAUUCAUAUAUAUUGUUUCUGUAUAUUUCACCCAGUUUUUUUCUUUUGGAUGGGUAAUUAACCAAUUCCUGUUUACUAGCAAUGCUCCCAACACUGGGAGCCUGAGUCUGCUGAACCAUUCAGAGCACAGUGUUUAAUACAUUUUAAAAACUUAAAUUCUACGUUUUUUUUGUUUAAAAUUUUGCUGUCGGAAUAAACAGUUUGCAGUAAUUUAUCAUUUUGGAUUAAUAAAAAUAAAUUAUAUACAUAAAUGUAAAUCUAAAUCGUAAUGAAAAAGAGAUGUUACCCUCGCAUUCACCUUUUUCACUUUAUAGACCAGAAUUGUUGUUUCAGACUCCAGUGGUCUAAAGCGCUGCCACUAUGAUCGGGAGAUCGCUGGAUCGAAUCCCGGUCAUGUUGCUUGCCAUCAGCUGCUGGACCCCCGAGAGAACACCAUUGGCCUUUCCCUCUCUGGGUGUGUAGAUGGCGCUCUCUCCCCACAUCACUCCAAAGGGUGAUGUUGAUCAGUAUGAGGCGUCUGUGAGCUGUUGUAUUGAAACUGAGUCGCUGCACUUUCCUCCAAGCGCGCUGUGAUGCUACUCGGGUUGUGUUGGGAAAUUGGUGUGUAAAUUGUGGCGAAAUGAAUUACACAAUUAAAUAUUUCAAAUGUAUUAAAAGCCACGUGAGAAUUACUAUACAAAAUUUUGAUUCAAAACCGUGAGUCACCUUUUAAGCUCCAUAGAGUUCAUCAUUGGUUGUUGUUAAUUAUUUUUGAAAUGCUGUAGAAUACUUCAUGAGAGAAAUAGUCCUUUUCAGCCAUUCAAGCAGAUGUGAACAGGUGAACGAAUGCAGCUGCUUUCUUUCGAUCCUCUGAAGGAAGCUACCCACUGGAACUAUUGUAACUCAGCCGGUGGCAUUAAUCACUGUUCAGAUUCUGACGUUGGUCAGAUGCGGGUCUUCUGUACGGUCGUUAAAUGUAGCCUUCUGAAACUGGCAUGACUGCUCAUUUGAGUGCAGUUUGUCGCAUUCAUUGCCUGCUCUGACUGUGGGUUAGUAAUGUUACUAUGGUGUGAAAUAACAGCCAUGGCUGGCAUGGGCAUUUUAUCAUCACUUGUUGUCCAUGCUGUCCUUUUUUUGGAGCAGAUUUCCUUUCAUUUUUUUGUUUUUAUAACCCUUUCUCUGUAAAAGUGUUCAGAUAUCCAGAAGAAAAAUACAAGCAGUAUCCAUCCAUCUCUCUUUCUCUUUCUGAAAGAGAGAUUCUGGCUGUGUGUGUCUGUGUGUGUGUGUGUGUAUACGGUGUGUGUGCUAUUGAGUGUGUGCUGGCUCAAAGGGCCUCAUCAUUUUGUAGCUAUUUCUUUUUUAUGUCUUUGUAAGUUCUAUGCAAGUACAAAACGCAAGUGAAUUUGCAGACCUCUGUAAGUUUUCUCUUUGAUGUGUGAGUGUGAGGCUGGGAAUUAUGUUCUUGUUGUACUACUGGCAUAUGCUGUAGCAGGGCUUAGGGGCUAAAAGGUUCUCAGAGGCCCCUCGGCAGCAACAAACAAUCCAAAAUGACUCCUGGGAGAGGGCUUAUACGACGGGGUUCCGCGUGCACUCUGCCUCGCCUGAGCUAUGUGGAGGCAUGUCAUCAUCAAUAAGAGAAGGCCACAUAAACAUACUUUAUGAGGAGGGUUAAAUUAGCCAUUCCACAUAAGACCAAUGGCUGGCAAUCGAGAUGAUGAAGACUGUAACGGAAGCUCAAGAGCACACGCGGCCUUUCGGCUCUGGCUGCACCGCUGAGCUCCAGCCGUUCCCACAAACACCUGCUGGUGGUCAUUCAGGUAUGAGACAUCAGCAUCAGCUGGAUUCUCUUCAGGGGUCUUCAGACUGGGAUCUGCUUCGUUCUGGAUGUUGCUUGCUAUUUACUGGAGAACUCGAGGACGAAAUGAACCCUGUUUUGUUCAAAUUGUAAUUCUUUAAGAGGGUAAACCAGAACUCUUUUUAAAGCUCUAUUGUACAUAAAUGUUUAGCCUUCUUACUGUAACUAAAUAUAAUUUUUAUGCAAUAAAUUAUAUUUCCUAGUUUAACAA